AAUAAAUCGAAGAGGCAGAGAGCAAUAAGGUGGUGGGUUAGCUCGGGACUGGACCAGAUAGAAUAGAAUAGGGAAAGAGAGAGAGUGAUUUCCAAAAAUCAGGAGGGCUUAAAACCCAGGAGCUCUGCAAAUGCUAAGCUUCCCCUCCGCCUUCUCAACCUUCAUGGUGAUUAAUCCUCGCAAACGACGUAGUUUCGAGGUUGAUGGCCGGCACCGACGACCACUCCUCCUCUUCCAUAUGCCACCAACAAAACCUUACCGUUCCCGCUGCAACGGAGGAAGAAGAAGAAGAAAUGGCGACGUCAACUUCCCAAUCCUCUUCCUCCCCACUCCUUCUUCCACUUGCAGAGAAUCCGAUUCUCUUCCUCGUUUGUUUCCACAUGGCGCUCCGCUCCGAGCUCGAUCAACUCCGGCGGCUCGCCACCGAAGCUUUCGACACCGGCUUGUUCUAUCACGAUUUUGCCGUCGAGCUUCUCCGGCGGUUUGAUUUCCUCAAGCUUGCUUAUAAGUAUCACUGCGCUGCAGAGGAUGAGGUGAUUUUCCAUGCGCUGGAUGAUCAUGUUCCGAAUGUAGCAUCUACAUAUACACUGGAGCAUAGAAGUAUAGACGGACUGUUCGAUUCGAUCUUUUACAGGUUGAAUGUGAUUAUGGAGGAAAAUGAAAACGAAAACGUUUCCAAGCCAUAUCAGGAGCUUGUUUUUUGUAUUGGGACUUUACACACCUUCAUUUCCCAACAUAUGCUCAAAGAAGAAGAACAGGUAUUUCCUUUGCUCAGCAAGCAAUUCUCUCCCAAAAAACAGGCUGCAUUUGUGUGGCAAUUUCUGUGUAGUAUUCCUGUAAUGCUGCUGGAGGAUCUGUUGCCAUGGACUAUCUCCUUUCUUCCACUUGAUGAACAAUUGGAAGUUAAGAAUUGUAUAAAGGAAAUAGUACCUGAGGAAAAAUCACUCCAAGAGGUGGUAAUUUAUUGGCUUAGUAGCAAUAACCAACACCCAUUGGGAUCUUACUCAAAGAGUGGAACUGAUCGCUGCCUUGAGGGAUCUACAGAUAUGAAAGUGUUACUCAAGUCUCAGUGUGUUAAAAGAUAUCUUGGAGAAAAUUGGAGUUGCAUUCAGGCUUACCCCGUCCAAGAAGAUGUUGGACAAAAUCUGGUUGAUGGCCUUCAUAUUUGGCAUGGUGCCAUCAGGAAAGAUUUUAUAGAAAUUCUUGAAGAGCUAUAUCAAUCAAGAAGCUCAAGCAACUUUUCGAAUCUUGAUACAAUAAUACUCCAGCUAAAGUUCCUUGCCGAUGUCCUGACUUUCUAUAGUAUUGCAUUGGGAAAAUUAUUUUACCCUGUGUUAAACAAACUUGUCGAUGGCCAUCUGUCCUCUUCAAAUGAACAAUUCCCAAAUAAGCAUCGUAUAGAAGGUUUGCAGAGGUUGCUGUACUCUACCGCUAAAAAUGACACGCCUUUGUCUAAAUUUGUGGAGAAGCUGUCAUGGGAACUUGAGUCUUUCAUUGUGGAAAUCAACAAACAGUUUUCUUUCCAUGAAAUAGAGGUAUUUCCCAUUAUUAGCAAGAAUUGUAGUCAUGAAACGCAGCAGCACCUCUUAUAUGUGAGCCUUCAUAUAAUGCCACUUGGGCUGCUAAAGUGCGUUAUAACUUGGUUUUCAACCCACUUGUCCGAGGAUGAAUGCAGGUCCAUUCUGAAUAGCAUCAAACAGGAAGAUCCUCUAGUCGAUGAAUCUUUUGCAUCACUUCUGCAGGAGUGGUUCCGAAUCGGUUAUUCAGGUAAAACUUCUGUUGAAAAAUUUGGAGAGGACUUGCAGAAAAUGUUCAAGAGCAGAUGUUCUUUUGUAUCUGAGCAAACUAACGAAGCUGCUGGAUCAUCAUCCUCACACUCCAAUACGCAACCUUGUGAGGGAUCUAACUCUAAUCUAAUGGAACAGAUCUGUGCGAGGAAGGCAAAGAGCUAUUUGUCAUAUUCUUCAUCUUGUGUCUCUCAAACUGCGAGAAAAUAUGAGGCAUCAUACUCCAGCAUAAUUAAUCUCCAUAUAUAUUUCCCAGAGACAAUAAACACAUCACAUCCCUUUUCUGAAAUUUUUGGUGGAGAAAACCAUCCUGGUUAUGUGCUCACUGAUCCAAAACCAAUGGACAUUGUCUUUUUCUUCCACAAGGCUCUUAAGAAUGAUUUGGAAUACCUUGUUGUUGGUUCAGCUCAGUUGGCUGAAAAUGUUGGGCUCCUAAAUGAUUUCCAUAGGCGCUUCCAUCUUAUACAAUUUUUGUUUCAAAUCCAUAGUGAUGCUGAGGAUCAGGUUGCCUUUCCAGCUUUGGAGGAGAAGGGAGAGCUUACAAACAUUAGCCACUCUUACACAAUUGACCACAAAUUGGAAGGUGAACAAUUUGCAAAGGUAUCCCUCAUUUUAGAAGAGAUAUCUGAAUUGCAUGCUUCAGUUUCGAAGUCUAAUUCAAACAUGGAUAUGAUAAUGCUGAGGCACUAUCAGCUGUGCAUGAAGCUGCAUAAUAUGUGCAAAUCAAUGCACAAAUUAUUAUCAGACCAUGUUCAUCGGGAAGAGGUUGAACUUUGGCCCUUAUUUAGAGAACGCUUCUCUAUUCAGGAGCAAGAAAGGAUUGUAGGAUGUAUACUUGGAAGAACAAAAGCCGAAAUACUACAAGAUAUAAUACCCUGGGUAAUGGCAUCUUUGACACCAGAGGAGCAGCAUACCAUGAUGUCUUUAUGGCGCAAGGUCACAAGAAACACAAUGUUUGAUGAAUGGUUGAGAGAAUGGUGGGAAGGGUAUGACAUGACCAAGGUGGUGGAGGAUUCUAAUAUUGCAUCUUCAUGGACUGCAGAUCCCUUGGAGGUUAUCUCAACCUAUCUCUGUGAAUAUAACAAGCAAGACGGAAAUUUUUGUAGUAAAAGCACCGAGCUUCAAGAUCAGAAGAUAGAUUCUCCUGGUAGUAAUGCUAAGCCAAUGGGAGAUUGUAAUGCAGAUGAUAAAGGAAAAGAUUCUGACUUUGACCAAUAUGAUUGCAAUCAUUUAGAACAUACGAGUCCUUAUGUUGAGAGUGACAAGAAAAGAACCCAAGAAAUAGAACCAUGUCAAAUCAAUCAAAUACCAUUUUCUCAAGCUUCCCAGAAAUCCAAGUAUUGCAAUUGUCUUCUAACGAUGACUCAACAGGAUAUAGAGGCUGCAAUCAGAAGAGUGUCCCACGAUUCUUCCUUGGAACCUCAGCGUAAAUCAUACAUUAUCCAGAACCUGCUAAUGAGCCGUUGGAUUGUCAGGCAGCAUUCUCACUUAUCUGUCUCAAGUAAUGGGCAAGAGUUUCCUGGUCAGAAGCCCUCUUAUCGCGACCCUCUCAAAUUAAGCUUUGGAUGCAAACACUACAAGAGGAACUGUAAACUUGUUGCUCCCUGCUGCAACCAACUUUACACAUGCAUACGCUGCCAUGACGAGAUCACUGGCCACUCAUUAGAUAGGAAAUCUGUUACGGAAAUGAUGUGCAUGAAAUGUUUAAAAAUUCAGCCAGUUGGGUCUACAUGCUCAACUCCUUCCUGCGGUAAAUUUUCCAUGGCAAGAUACUAUUGCAGGAUCUGCAAAGUAUUUGAUGAUGACAGGGAUAUCUACCACUGCCCUUACUGUAACCUGUGCCGAGUUGGGAAGGGACUGGGCAUUGACUACUACCAUUGCAUGAAUUGCAAUGCUUGCAUGUCCCGUACACUUCUAGUGCAUGUAUGCAGAGAGAAAAGCUUUAUGGACAAUUGCCCAAUUUGCCAUGAAGAUAUCUUCACAUCCAGCUCCCCUGUGAAGGCCCUUCCAUGCGGUCAUUUGAUGCACUCAGCAUGUUUUCAGGACUACACCUGUAUUAGCUAUACCUGCCCAAUCUGCGGCAAGUCACUUGGAGACAUGAAGGUGUAUUUUAAGAUGUUAGACGCAUUAUUGGCUGAAGAGAAAAUUCCAGAUGAGUACGCUGGCCAAACUAAGGUGAUACUGUGUCAUGAUUGUGAGAAAAGAGGAGUCUCUCCCUUUCAUUGGCUUUACCACAAAUGCCCCUCCUGUGGUUCAUACAACACCAGGAUUUUGUGAUAUAGUUACAUAGUUAGAGUGAAUAAUGUACAGUAUAGCCUGUUUUUGAAUAUUUAAAUUUCACCACUUAGAUUUGCAAAAGUGUUCAAUGUUUGAAUAAAUCAGUAGGCCAUUUAUGAGGGAUA
This is a messenger RNA of Ziziphus jujuba (common jujube), 4189 nucleotides long. RefSeq names its product zinc finger protein BRUTUS-like At1g18910. Lineage: Eukaryota; Viridiplantae; Streptophyta; Magnoliopsida; Rosales; Rhamnaceae. The transcript has 12 exons. Bases 204 to 4064 code for a protein of 1286 amino acids. Gene Ontology annotation, biological process: ubiquitin-dependent protein catabolic process; protein ubiquitination. Gene Ontology annotation, cellular component: nucleus. The record is from RefSeq and is a predicted model, not a curated record. Gene Ontology annotation, molecular function: zinc ion binding; ubiquitin protein ligase activity.